CGCGGACACCGAGCGGAAGGCCCCAGCAGGAAUCAUCUGGUCUGGAUCAGCAUAACAAUGGAUGGAUCUCCUCCUGAAAUGCGCCCCCCUGUGGGGUGUAACAGAAAGAGCGCUGAGAGUGUCCUGAUGAAGAGAGCAGACUCCCCUGUACACAGCUGUGUUUCCCUGAAGAGUGACAGGUCAAUGGGGGAACCACUCAACUUCAGAGAGAGACCUUUUCAUACAGAUCAAAGAGACCAAAUGGAAGAAUGCAGUUCAGAUCUACAUGAUAAAUCGGGUUUAUCAUCCAUAUUGAAGUCACUAGAGAAAAAAGCCAUGAAGUUUUUAAAAGACGAGCUGAAGACGUUUGUGAGGCACCUAGAUCAGAAUUACCCAGAAUCCUCUGAGCCCCAGCUGGAGGAGGACAAUGACCUGGACUGUGAUGGUCAGAUGCAGAAGACCAGUGUUAGAGAGGUAGCUCUGAAGAUCACACUGUACAUCCUGAGGACCAUGAAGCAAAAUGAUCUUGCUGACAUGCUGGAGAAGAGACAGCUCAUGCUACAGGAAUUCAAAGGUAAACUUAAGAAGCAAUUUGAGUGUGUAUUUGAAGGGAAAGCUAAGGAAGGACAGCCAACACUUCUCAGUGAGAUUUACACAGAACUCUACAUAACUGAAGGUGGGACUGGAGCAGUAAAUGAUGAACAUGAAGUGAGACAGAUUGAAACAGCAUCCAAGAAAAGGCGAACAGAAGAUACUACAGUCAAGUGCAAUGAUAUAUUUAAUCCCUUAUGUGGGCGUGAGACACCUAUCAGAACUGUACUCACUAAAGGGGUGGCAGGUAUCGGGAAAACAGUCUCUGUGCAGAAAUUCAUUCUCGACUGGGCAGAAGGAAAAGCAAACCAGGAUGUUCACUUCAUAUUUGCUCUUCCUUUCCGGGACCUGAAUUUGAUUAAGGGUGAAUACAGUCUGAUUGAACUGCUUCACCACUUUAUCCCAGAACUAAAACUACUGAAAUCCACUGACCUGUUUAGGUACAAAAUCUUGUUCAUCUUUGAUGGUCUCGAUGAGUGUCGCCUUCCUCUUGAUUUUCAGAACAAUGAGAGCUGGUUUGAUGUAACAAAGAAAACGUCACUGGAUGUUCUGUUGACUAACCUCAUUAAGGGGAAUCUGCUCCCAUCUGCUCUCCUCUGGAUAACCUCCCGGCCAGCAGCAGCCAAUCAGAUACCUGCUAAGUGUGUCCACCAGGUGACAGAGAUACGAGGGUUCAGUGAUGCCCAGAAGGAGGAGUAUUUCAAGAAGAGAUUUAAUGAUCAGAGCCUGGCCAGCAGGAUUAUCACACAUGUGAAAUCAUCAAGGAGCCUCUUCAUCAUGUGCCACAUACCUGUGUUCUGCUGGAUUUCAGCCACUGUGCUUAAGAGGCUUUUUAGUGAGACUGACAGUGGAGAAAUUCCAAGGACUCUGACUGAAAUGUACACACACUUCCUGAUCUUUCAGACAAGUUUAAAAAAUGACAAGUAUAUGAAAAAACAUGAAACUAAGCUUAAGGAAUACAGCAAGGAAUUCCUUUUAAAACUUGGUAAACUUGCUUUUGACAACCUUGAGAAAGGCAAUCUCAUAUUUUAUGAGCAAGAUCUGACAGAGAAUGGCAUUGAUGUCGCUGAAACUUCAGUUUACUCUGGAGUGUGCACAGAAGUCUUUAAAGAGGAGUAUGGGUUGUACCAGGAGAAGGUGUACUGCUUUGUGCAUCUGAGCAUCCAGGAGUAUCUCGCUGCUUUAUAUUUGUUUCUGUCAAACUCAUCAGCUGACCUGCUGAAGACUGCAGUGGAUCAGGCAUUGAAGAGCAAGAAUGGACACUUGGACCUCUACCUCCGCUUCCUCCUGGGCCUCUCAACAGACUCCAGUAAGACUCUGUUACAAAAACUACUCAGACAGACAGGAAGCAGAUCACAUAACAUUGAGGAAACAUCCCAAUACAUCAAGGAGAAAAUACAGGAGAAUUUAUCUCCAGAAAGGACCAUCAACCUGUUCCACUGUCUGACUGAACUGGGUGACAAUUCCCUAGUAGAGGAAGUACAAAGAUACCUGAAUUCAGGAAACAUUUCAGCAGAUGACCUCUCACCUGCACAGUACUCAGCUCUGGCCUUUGUAAUGCUGAUGUCAGAUGAGGAGCUGGAUGUGUUUGACCUGAAGAAAUACAUCAGAUCGGAUAAACAGCACUGCAGGCUGCUGCCUGUGGUCAAGAACUCCAGGACGGCUCUGCUGAACAGCUGUGAUCUCAUAGAUAAACACUGUGAAGUGCUGUCUUCAGCUCUAAGAUCAAACUCCUCAGCCCUGAGAGAGCUGGACCUGAGUGACAAUAACCUGAAGGAUUCAGGAGUGAAGCUGCUCUCUAUUGCACUGGGGGAUUUACACUGUAAACUGGAGAUAUUGAGGCUGUCAGGCUGUAGAGUCACAGAAGAAGGCUGUUCUUCCCUGGCUUCAGCUCUGAAGUUAAACCCCUCACACCUGAGAGAGCUGGAUCUGAGCUACAAUCACCCAAGAGACUCAGGAGUGAAGCUGCUCUCUGCCGUACUGGAGGAUCCCAGCUGUAAACUGGAGAAGCUGCAGCUGAACAGCUGUAAUCUUAUUAUGAAACACUGUGAAGUGCUGUCUUCAGCUCUAAGAUCAAACUCUUUCCCCCUGAAAGAGCUGGACCUGAGUGAGAAUACCUUGAAGGAUUCAGGAGUGAGGCUGCUCUCUGCUGCACUGGGGGAUUUGCAUUGUAAACUGGAGAUAUUGAGGCUGUCAGGCUGUAGAGUCACAGAAGAAGGCUGUUCUUCCCUGGCUUCAGCUCUGAGGUCAAACCCCUCACACCUGAGAGAGCUGGAUCUGAGCUACAAUCACCCAGGAGAUUCAGCAGUGAAGCUGCUCUCUGCUGUACUGGAGGAUCCCAGCUGUAAACUGGAGAAGCUGCAGGUGGGCCGGUGUGAACUCACAGAGAAAUGCUGUGAGGCACUGGCUUCAGCUCUUAGAUCAAACUCCUCACCCCUGAGAGAGCUGGACCUGAGUGACAAUGACCUGCAGGAUUCAGGAGUGAAGCUGCUCUCUGGUGGACUGGGGGAUUCACACUGUAAACUGGAGAUACUGAGGCUGUCAGGCUGUAGAGUCACAGAAGAUGGCUGUUCUUCCCUGGCUUCAGCUCUGAGGUCAAACCCCUCACACCUGAGAGAGCUGGAUCUGAGCUACAAUCACCCAGGACACUCAGGAGUGAAGCUGCUUUCUGCUGUACUGGAGGAUCCCAGCUGUAAACUGGAGAAGCUGAAUGUGGAUCACGGUGGAGAGUGCAGGACCAGACCAGGCUUACAGAAAUACUCCUGCCACCUGACGCUGGACCCCAACACAGCAAACAGAUUCCUGUCUCUGUCAGGGGGGAACAGGAAGGUGACAUGGGGGGCAGAGCAGCCAUAUCCUGAUCAUCCAGAGAGAUUUGACAGCUGGGAACAAAUUCUGUGCAGAGAGAGUCUGAGUGGCCGCUGUUACUGGGAGGCUGAGUGGGAUGGAGAUGCUGCCUGCAUAGGAGUGACUUAUAAAGGGAUCAGGAGGAAAGGAGGGAGUGACUGUCUGCUUGGAUUCAAUGACAAGUCAUGGUGUCUGUGGUGUGAUCCUGUCAGUUACUCUGUCCGGCACAAUAAUAAACAGACUCUCAUACCCAUACGGGCCUCAGGGCCCCACAGAGUAGGAUUGUAUCUGGACUGGGGGGCUGGUGCUCUGUCCUUCUACAGAGUCUCCUCUGAUGGACUGACCCCCCUGCACAGAUUCACCUCCUCAUUCACUGAGUCCCUCUAUCCAGGGUUUCGGGUUUAUUGUGACUCCUCAGUGUCACUCUGACGUGUUGCUGGUUCUCCUGGCAAAAAGGUAAAAUCUCUGCUUUUAAACCUUUAUAAUCCUUUUUACUCUGAAAUGUACAGUAUUGUGCAAAAGUCUUAGGCAGACAAAGAAAAUGAUGUUUAGAUUAUCCUCCUGUUGGUGUAAAACUAUGAUAUGAUGCCUGUCAGUGUGUCAGCUUCGCCAUUUCAGAACCUCUGCUAAAAUCAUCCUAGUAUUUACAGUGACCGUCCAGUGCAGCCAUGUAUUUUUUGACUUGGCCACUAGCAGACCUCAUACAGUUAGUCAAUCUCUCACUGACUUUUUAAAUCAAUAUAUUUAAUUAUUUAAUUGAGCUGUUGGUGAAAUUUAACAAUCGUGGAACGGCUGAGGUGCCCCUGAGGAGAAGUUUGGGAACUGAAGCAGUGUUCAUCUAGCCAUCCAACUAGAUAUCAGUAACUUUUUAGGAAACAGAAGAAAUUAUUACUAGUUUUUAUUGUGUUACUCUUAAUUUGUUCUAAUGUUAAAUUGAGUUUUUUGUUCUAAGCCAAAAAUACACUUGCUACCCAGAUAAACAGCUUUAAACAUUUCUUUGGACUGCCUAAGACUUUUGCAGAGUACUGUAUGUUUGACAAGAAAUAAAUAAAUAAAUAAAUAAAAAUUCAGUGAGCUGAAUAAACAUGAAAAAUAUAGUUUUAUGCUUUUCCUCUCUGACUAAAAUGUAACUAAAUGUAAUCCUGAUUGGGGGGGGGGCUUUCCCUCUCCCCUGUAUAUGUAUAUUUUUUAUAUUUAU
Brienomyrus brachyistius is the source of this 4615-nucleotide messenger RNA. Its product is annotated as NACHT, LRR and PYD domains-containing protein 12-like. The record is from RefSeq and is a predicted model, not a curated record. The transcript is spliced from 14 exons. NCBI's taxonomy places the organism in Eukaryota, Metazoa, Chordata, Actinopteri, Osteoglossiformes, Mormyridae. Bases 58 to 3846 code for a protein of 1262 amino acids. Gene Ontology annotation, molecular function: protein binding.